UAUCCCAUCCUUCUUGCUGUCUGGUUGUGUUUCUUCAGGUGAAUCUCUGGUAAGGAUGUAGGUUACCGGGAGCAUUUUUGAAGGACCUCCAGAUUGGAGAGGCUAAAUAUUUAUAAAACACUCACAUUAGUCACAUCUUUUCUUCUUACCCAUAUCCCCUCCCUACAAGUCCCCCUACCUCCCCCGUUCUUAUUUAAAUUACAGGAUAUUUGACUUUCUCAUUUCCUGCCUUGAUUCAGUGUAACGGGUGAUGCUCAGCCCUGUACCCGUGUGAGUUUAUGCGUGAGAAAGACUGUGGAAUGUGUCAGCAGCGGCUGGUGGCAACAACGGACUCCUCUCCUCUGUAAACGGGUCAGACGGACAGAAAGAGCUGUUGUCUCUGCAUGGGAACCAGAGGAGAGAGAUGGGACAGGGACAAAGAAAUAGAAGUGUUAAAACAAGGAAACAGUUGAGAUCACAAUGGAGCAUGUGCAGCAGAUUUAAUAAAUGGUUGUUUUUGUUAUAGCAGCAACAUUUGUUUCAUCUACUUGGUAAAAUGUGCAGCUGCAGUUAGGGCUGCUCGAUUAUGGCAAAAAUAAUAAUCACGAUUGUUGUGACUUAAAUGGAGAUCUCGAUUAUUUAAGACGAUUUUUCAAUUUAUGUUGAUUUUAUUUGUUUUUAUUGAGUCAUAAAAUUGCUCAGGGCACAAUCAGGACAAAAAUAAAUAAGAAACAAGAUGAUCACUAAAAGAACUCCUGAUUCCCAGUAUAAAAAGACCAAUAUACUUAUAGCUCAUAGUCUAUGACCCAAUGGCUGUAGACCUUGGUUUAACUCAUUUAAGUCUAACCAGUACAGACCCAAAUACCAAUAUCUUGCAAAUACUGACAGCAAGAAUUAUACAAAUAAACAAUUAUAACAAAUAAAUGCAAAUAAAUUGAUGUUCACAAAAUGUUGCAUAACAUUUAUUGAGUCAUGUCAAGGUGCUGUAGGAGAGUGCACUAGCACCGUGUCCUCAGAGAGAUUAGUUAUUGUUUAUCAGCGUGAGGAACUAAUUUCUAUCUAUUUCUACCUUAUUUAUAAACUAUUUAUUUACAAGUCCAUCAGUUAAUGUAAUAAUUGUCCCAGCCACAGCUGCACCCCCCCAACCCGGUCUCACAGCAAUCAGGGGCAAGCUGCACGUGUUUAGCACGCCCUCACGCACACAUUUAGCCGUUUUUAGCGGCUCAGGAGUCCGCAGGUGCGGUGUGUGUGUCACUCACUCUGGUUACUCCAACAGGGAGCCGGCUCUGAGAGCCAUUUCUUUAGCGACCCACACAUCACUACAUCAUUCCCUUUCCUAAUGUCCUGAAGAACGUCCGGAGCGCAGGCGGAGUGUUUAGCUAACCUGCAGGAAAUGUCGACGACAGUUAUCCAGAAAGUAGCUAAGGGUUACCAGAGAUGUUUCUGAGGUGUUCGCUAGGUACUUUUAAGAUUUAAAAAGUCAAGAAGGGGGUCUGAAAAGCUGUUAGAAAUAGCGUCAAAGUCGCUAAGUUGGCAACACUGUAGGGAGGAGCGCUUCAUUUGCAACUCAGGGCAGCGCAAGUAGGAGGAGCAAAUAAUCGGCUUGUUUUGUUUGUAUAAUCUUUCAAAACUCAUAUCGUAAUCGUGAUUAAAAUUUGAUUAAUUGAGCAGCCCUAGCUGCAGUCCACGUCUGUGCAUUUCCUCAUAUUUCUGUGUAUGCCACUGACCUACAUUUGAAAGAACACUCUUUCCUUUUGCCUUGCUUUUGGCACCCCCUAGUGUGAGUUUUAAUUCACUGUUGUAAAAACAAAACUCUCCUCCUUGCGGUGCGUUUGUGUUUUAACACCUUAGUCUAGCUGCUAAAAUGUCUCAUCAGUCUUCAUUAGUUUCUACAAUCAAACAAAUCGGCUGUGUUCACGAUCUAAAACAUGCUGUAUGUCGGCUGUCAGUGCUAGCAUGUCGGCUAGCCACUUUAUAACUGACUAACAGAGUUCCUGGUAAACAACAUGACCAAGAUUCCUGAGAGGAGGAAUAUGACCACAGGGAAAGGCUGUAGCAAGUUGGCAAACCCAAAUGCAGAUUCAGAGAGGGCGAUCACACACCAGUAUGUUACUCAGGGGUCUUCAACAAUUUUUUUUUUACGGAAAGACUUCGUGAGGGCCAGAUGCUCUUUUAAAAAAAAAGGUAAAUGGUCUGUAUUUGAUACAGCGCCGUCUAGAGUCCUGGAACCCCAUCCAGCACGUUUUAGUGGUGUCUCUGAUUCAACACACUUGAUUCACCUGUGCAGCAGCUCAUCAGGCUCUGCAGAGGCCUGUUAAUCACCUGCUGAUUUAAAUCAGGUGUGAAACAGUGUUAAAACUAAAAAAUGCUGGAUACCGGCCCUCCAGACCCGGAAUUGAAUACUCCUGGUGUACGAGAAUACGAGGACCUCUGGUAGAGAAGAAAGCAUCAGUGACUGUGUGUUUGCCUGGUAAGAAGAAACGAUUAUGUGGGUAAUGUGGAAUAAAGGCUUCUGAAAUGAUGAGCAUCAGCAUCUUUACUUAAUGCAAAUUUUUUGUAUGUGAACAACAUCACAGCUUCAUAACAUCUUUUUUUAAUACGUUAGUUCUCUAUCAAGAGCAACACAGGCAGCAAAGAAGAAUGCAUUUCCUGAAAGUUCCCUUCAAAAUAAAAUACUUGCACAAAUACUAUUUCAGUGCUAACAGGACUGUGCUAACACUCCCGCCCGAUGACCAGAUGUUCAUCAACAAUAAUUAUCAUUACAUUACAGAAAAUAAUGAACUUCAUCACAAUAUGCACAUUUUUUUUAGAAGGACCUGUAAAGCGCCAAAUCACGACUAGUUGUCCCAAGACACUUAACACGGUAAACAUUCCAAUACAGGUCAGUUCAUUAAGCCAAUCAGUAACAAGUUUCCUAUAUAAAGAACCCAGCAGGUUGCAGCGAGUCACUGACUCGUGUCAGAGUCUUUACAGCAAUCCUCAUACUAAGCAAGCAUUUAGCGACAGUGGAGAGGAAAACUCCCUUUUAACAGGAAGAAACCUCCAGAGGUCCUAUGGACAAGCCUCCCCUGCUACAUGACCAUGUGAGGAGAUGGGGAGGCUUGGACUGAUGAUUGGUAAUUCUUUUUUUAUCCCCUUGUUUCUGUUGUCUCAAGUUUAAGUUCUGUAAUGAUUUAUUCCCUUUUGUAUAGACGAGACCGCUAGAUACAAGAGUCACGCCUGCAGGACAUGUUAGUAUCUAUUUGAAUGUAUUUGAUAUAGCGCCUUCUAGGGUUCUACGAACCCCCAAGGUGCUUUACAACAUGGUGUGUGUGCAAGUGUAACUUUACCCAUGCACACACACAUUCACACACUGGUGGUAAUGAGCUACAAAGGGUCUGGCAUACUUAUUUGGCUUUAUUCCACUUUUAUCAGCAUGUAUGAAGGAGAUGAGCUUGGACCCAUUCAUCUGGAUUUGUUGUCUGUUUGCAGUUCUCUCGAUUAUUUGGUUAGCAAGAAAUGCACACACCCUUCCACACCAGGCCCGUGGUGAUAACCCACUUGGAAUUCCCACUAAAUAAACGCUGUACGAAAGCAGCAGUUGGACUUAUGAGUUGUAGACUUUUCCCCACUUGGGCAUUUUUUUGGUGGACAUAUCAUGCUAUCUAGUGGAAAAAUUUUGUCAUUACCUCUUUAAAACACAUGCCUGGUCUGUUUGGUGUGCUUAAUUGUUUUUACUCAGUUUGUUUGCCACUAAAUGUUGAGAUUCUGGAAAUGCAUUUUGCUGUUUGUAGAGAGAAAAGGGGCUCUGGAAUAUUGUGUGAUCCUUUUAUUGGGCAUCAUGGCAGUAUGGUGUAAUCUAAACAUGUCACCUCGGCGUAGGGAUGGCGACGAGUACAAGUACCACGAAAUGGUUUCAAUGUUUGUUAAACUAAACUGGAUCACUCCGAGUCACUGGAGAUUUACUGGCCAUCUUUUUGUUUACAUGUGAAUCACUGAGUGAAGUAAAAGAAGGCGGAGCCCUUAGCCAGGAAACCUAUAAAGACAAAAAAAACUUGUGUUUCAGGUCUGUUCAGGUGAGCCAAGAGAGCUGGCGGGUGUGUGUGUGUGUGUGUGAGGGUUUAUUUUUGUGUACCUGUUAAUCUGAUGGUAGCCUUUCUGUAAUCCAAGCGCUGUGCUGUAGAAACCAGUCUUCACGUUCAGUCGGUCUCUGGGGCUUUCUGUUGAGGAGCUAGCCAUUCUGACACACCGCUUGGGGGGAACGAGGACUUGUUCGGCAGCAGACAUGCCUGCCCUGGCCAAUGGAGCCAGCCAGGAGCCAGUCUUGUUCGAGCUGCUGGCAGCCCUGCCCUCCCAGCUUCAGCCCCACCUUAGCCACCCUGAGGACAACGCCUUCCUCCGGGGUGUGUUGGGGGAGAAAGGUCUUCGCUCACUAGUUAAGAUCCAUGAACGACUGAAAAACUUUGAAGCGAGCAAACCCAUCCCUGUCCUGGAUACUACUGCAGCUUUGGCCCGUGAAAGUCUUUUGUUAGUGCAUGACACAGUUGCCAAGAAGGGUUACGACCCUGAACUACCUCCUCUACCCGACGACAUAGAUGACAACGAGGAUUCUGUGAAAAUUAUAAGGCUGGUCAAGAACAAGGAGCCUCUUGGAGCUACAAUACGGCGGGAUGAUCACACGGGAGCCAUCAUUGUGGCACGCAUCAUGAGAGGAGGGGCAGCAGACAGGAGUGGUCUCAUUCACCCUGGGGAUGAACUGAAGGAGGUCAAUGGAAUCCCUGUGGAGGACAAGAAACCAGAAGAAAUCAUCCACAUUCUGGCCCAGUCCCAAGGAGCCAUCACUUUUAAAGUUGUACCUGGCGUGACAGAAGAUGGACCCGUCAGGGAGCCAAAGGUGUUUUUGAAAGCUCUCUUUGACUAUGACCCCAGUGAAGACCGUGCCAUCCCAUGUAUGGAGGCUGGACUGGCCUUCAAGAAGGGCUCUAUCCUUCAGAUUAUGAGCCAGGAGGAUGCUACGUGGUGGCAGGCCAAACAUGAGGGGGAUGCCAAUUCCCGUGCUGGCCUAAUCCCAUCCAAGCAGUUCCAGGAGAGGAGAUUUGCUCUACGACAGCCAAUUAUGACUCAACUGCACCAGCGGAGCUUGAGCAGGCAACCAUACGAGGUGGCUGUGGAGUCCGAAGAAGCUGCUUAUUUUAGCGGAUUCCACAUAGCUGGUUUCAGAAAAAGUUUUCGUCUAAGCAGGAGAGACAAGAAAACCAACAAGUCCAUGUAUGAGUCCAAAAAGAGUGAAAUGUAUGACAUGGCUGAUGUGCCCACUUAUGAAGAGGUGGCCCCCUACCGCAGACAGAGGGGAGCUAAACACAGACUGGUGGUUCUAGUGGGACCCACAGGUGUUGGCUUGAAUGAACUCAAGAGGAAGUUUUUGAUAUCUGACCCCCAGCAUUACAGUGUGACCAUUCCACACACCAGUCGGGCCAAGAGGACCCAUGAGACCGACGGUGUGGAGUACCACUUCAUCUCCAGACAUCUCUUUGAGACAGACAUCCACAACAGCAAGUUCAUUGAGUACGGUGAAUACAAAGGAAAUUACUACGGGACCAGUCUGGACUCGGUCCGGUCUGUCCUCUCCAAGAACAAAGUUUGUUUAUUGGACGUCCAACCUCAUACCAUAAAGCAUCUGCGGACCGCUGAGAUGAAGCCUUUUGUUGUGUUUGUGAAACCUCCGACCAUCGACAGGUUGAGGGAGACUAGGAAAUCGGCCAAAAUCAUAUCGAGCAAAGAUGACAAAGGCUCCGCUAAGUCUUUCACGGAGGAGGACUUCCAGGACAUGAUGAACACUGCCCAGACGAUGGAGAGUCAGUAUGGUUAUUUGUUUGAUAAGGUGAUAGUCAACGAUGACCUCUCCACAGCCUUCAAUGAGCUGCUGCUGGCGCUGAAGAAGGUAGAGACACAGACUCACUGGGUUCCAGUCUGCUGGACUCACUCCUAAGACCUCCUCUGAAGAAUUUUAGUAGCUGAACAUCAGCUUGGACUGGUGCUUGGAGGCCAGCGUGAAACGGAGCUCAGAGCGUUGCCCUGGGAUCAGCUGUGAUCUGGUUGGACUCUGAGGGUUUCAGGGGCGUGGACCAUCAUAGUGCAUCUCCGUAUUUAGGUCACUGCAGUAGAUCUGCAGGACAGCGAAGGAUAUCUGAGAGACCCGCUGAAGCAUUUACAGCAGUGAAUGUCAACUGGCGACCCGCGGGCCCCACCUGGCCUGUCAGACCUUUCCGCCCGGCCCUCUCAUUAUUACUGAAUCCUGAACAGAAAAAAAGCAUGACCUACUUUCUUUCUUCAUAAGAUUAAACAAACUGAUAAACAGACUUUUAUCAGAAAGGACUACAAACUCAGCUGUCAUUCAACAUUUUUGUAUUAAUUAGCAGCAGUUUUACAAUCUCCUCUUUUGCCCUUUUUACUAUUAGAGCGCAUAAUUACGGUGUCUCCACAAAAACAACACAACAAAUAAACUAUUUACAAGGUUGAUAGGCAGAGUCAACUAAAGGAAUUAUAAUUAGGGGAGGAAACAAGUUGAAUAAGUAAAGUUACAUGAAACGCUCCCUUGGAGAAAAUUAACUAAGGACUAGAACUAGAACGAGUUCCAAGCCAACCAGCGCCAACUCGGCCCCGCCCCUGCCUCCGCCAUUCUUUACCUGGCCCCGCCCCUCCUACACCCUCUCCCACCUGCAUUCAUUCAGCUAACAAUCUCACUUCAACCGGCAUGAUUAAAUAAACAUGCAGGAGAAUAUUUUGUGUCAGAAAAAAACUUUGUGGGUAUACCAGCAUCACCUCAUUGGCAAAUGUAUCAAAAAAAAUUCAAAUUCCAUUCUGGUCAUGUCCACACGUUUAUCUAAAAGCUUUAGUGCUGUGUAGAUUUCACAACCUUGGUGUAAACAGGAUAAUAAACACUCUCACUCACAACUAAAUUCAUAUAAAAUCCAUAACUUCUCUAAUAAUUACACAUCUAUUGGUCAUCUCCACUUUUAUAAUGAGAUCAUUUAAUUUCAAUGACUCAACUAGGGCAAAACAAUGAAGGCCUAUAAGCCACUCCCACUUUUGAGCCAGUUUCACACCAUGGCUCUAGGAUGUGAUUAUUACCAUGUGCCAGGUUUCGUGGAAAGCCAUUAAACUGCUAAAACGAUUUAGUGCUCCUAUUGGUGAAUCUGAACAAAAGUUGACACACGUGGCUAACAUAUUUCUUUCCACAAUCUCAUUUUUUAAUCUUGAAAAAUGGUGGAGGUUUAGUCACUUACGUUGUGCGCUAGCUAGCACAGUGAUUUAGGCGUUGUUGUUUGCACAAUUUUCUAUAUAUUUGUAAUUUUCCUCAUUACAUGUCCAUACAUCAUAUGCAUCACGUGUCAAGUUAAUUCUGCUAACCCUAAAACUAAGUUUUACAUUUCAUGCUAAAUAGCAAAAGAUCUAGUUAAGCAAAAAUGUGCACAGUCUUGAUCAAGUGAUGCAAAAUAAUCUAUCAAUAAAGGAACUGUUAAGAUUUGGUGGUGGGUGGGGGGAGGUAUGGGGGGUUAGGCCUAUUGAUUGAUAGUUAAAAUGUCGAAAGCUAACUCAUCCAAGGAUCAAAGAAAUAUCGAGUAUUUGGGUGUGGUUUAGGAGUUUUUCACUAAAACGCAUUGACCUUUGCUUCCGGGCAUGACUUUUUGAAUCAGAGUAGCAGUUGUGACUGCCAGGUCAGAAUUUUCCUGGCAUUCUCUGACUCUGCGCUCACGUAACAUUAGCAGAGAAUAAUAAUAAUAAUUUAUUAUUGUUAUUAUUAUUAUUAUUAUUAUUAUAAACAUUUAAUGAAAAACCUGGACAGCAACAAUAGGGUUGCCUGUCCUUCGGACUUGGAACCAUAAUUAAGCAGUUGUUGGCAAACAGCAUGCUUGAAACAUGACGUGAAUGGAGAGCAGAACUGCUUCACAAAUAUAAAGCCUAAUAAAUCACGGUCGUCCCCUAGUGGUUUGGGUUAGUAAAGGAAAUAUGAACAUAAACGCUGACAAAUGUUUAAAAAAACUGAAAUUUGGAAUGAGCACUAAUAUAUAGAAUAUUAAAAUACAAUAAUAAAUGACAUUUAUUUGAGAAGAGCACCUGGCCCUCAGCGUCUGCUGGAAUAAACUCUGACCCAAAUCUAGUUGAAGACCCUGGUUUAAGUUAUUGUUCAGAAACACAGCAGAGAGACGACAUGACACACGUCUGACAUUCUGAGCUUCCUCCACUUUUACACCAGUUGAACACUGCCAGGCAGUUUGAGAGCAAUGGUCAUUUUCUUUUUAAACAAAAUAUUUUAUAAUAUUCAGGACCAUGAAACCUGAAGGAACCUGGUUUUCUAUUUUUAUUGUAGAAAAAUCUGUUUUCACCGAAGAGGUUUAAGUUUAUCAUCACAACUUGUUUUUUUUUUCCUUUCAGAUCAUGUAAAAAGUUAUUUUCUUCUAAUUUUGUUUCUCCUACUCUGUUAUAGAGGUGUCCCAGAGCGGCUCUAGUUGUGUGUAUGGGUCUCGGUGGCUCCACCACACUUACACACAUGCUCCUGAUUUUCUAAACAUUAGGAUUUUGUUGUCUGACUCACAUUCUUCGUUGAGAUUGAUUUGGAGAGUUUAACUUCUUUUUCCCCAGGUUUGGUCGUCUGAAGCGAACAUGAUGAUCUACAGAAUUAUAAACAUGUUUAUGAAACAUCAAGUUACUAUCUAAGCUUCAAACUGAGAUAUGCUUUUGUAUUUCCAGUUUAACGCUAAGCUAAGCUAUUGUUUUUGGGCUCAAGCUGCAGUGCAUAACCUAAAAACUAACCAAUGAUGUGGUGCUGGCCUCAGCGAGGCCAUGCUUUAGGAAGCAAACAGACCUUUUUAAGGGGAAUCUGAUGUUCAGGUAAAACCCCUCAUCCCAAGAUUUUACGAUAAAUUAUUUCUUUGUUUUAAGGUAACAUCAGGGUUUUUUGUAUUCCCUUUGGUCAGAUCUGUAAGUUAUUUCUAUAAAAGGGAUGGCGUGUGAAUUUACUCCAUAUUUCAGAUUCACUCUUUUGGUUGUGUUUUAGGCAGUGACUGAAACAGUUGAUGAUAGUCAUGGAACAAAAUAAAAGAUUUUUUAGGA
Messenger RNA from Nothobranchius furzeri (turquoise killifish), 9072 nucleotides. Lineage: Eukaryota; Metazoa; Chordata; Actinopteri; Cyprinodontiformes; Nothobranchiidae. The record is from RefSeq and is a predicted model, not a curated record.